Thamnophis elegans (Western terrestrial garter snake) is the source of this 2346-nucleotide messenger RNA. RefSeq names its product vomeronasal type-2 receptor 26-like. Bases 1 to 2346 code for a protein of 781 amino acids. The transcript is spliced from 5 exons. Gene Ontology annotation, cellular component: membrane. Gene Ontology annotation, molecular function: G protein-coupled receptor activity. Gene Ontology annotation, biological process: G protein-coupled receptor signaling pathway. NCBI's taxonomy places the organism in Eukaryota, Metazoa, Chordata, Lepidosauria, Squamata, Natricidae. The record is from RefSeq and is a predicted model, not a curated record.
AUGCUGAUGCUGAUGCUGAUGCUCUUCUGGCUCCUGGCUCCAACUACACUGAAAAGGCUACGCACCAUAUGUGUCUGCAGGAGUUUUAUCGGCUUAGAUGAAAGCUACUAUAGGCCUGGUGAUCUCAUUAUUGGUGGGAAUUUGCCCUUGGGAAGCAUUUUAGAGUCUUCUGUCACAGACUUUAAUACACUGAAUCUUCUUUUCAAUAAUGCGUACAUCCACAGUUACUACCAGCAGUUCCUUGCAUUGAUGUUUGCUGUCUCUGAGGCCAAUAAGGAUUUUCUUCUGCUCCCCAACAUCACCCUUGGCUUCCACAUCUAUGGCCAUUACCAGAGGGAGAUAUAUAUUUCCUUAAACAGUCUCUCCAUGCUCUCCUCACGAGGCCAAGGGGUUCCAGGUUACAAAUGUGAUCAUCCGGACAUUCUGCUGUCUGCCAUUGGUGGUCUCAGUGCCAAAUCCUCACAACUGAUGGACUCCAUCUUCAGCAUCUUUAAGGUCCCACAGGUAAGAGAGCUCUCUUGGAUACAGUAUGGAAUAGACAAAGAUCAAAAGCACACAGAGAAGCCAAAGAUGAAACUAAAGUGGAACUGGGUUGGGCUUUUGGCCCCUGAAGAUGACAAUGGAGAACGUUUCAUUUCAACUCUGACGCCGAUGCUCCAGGAGAAGGAGAUCUGCCUGGCCUUCACUAUAAUGCUGAAACUAGAUGAUGUUCAAAUCACGAUGAAAAAGUUUGUUCUCAAUUUCCAUACCUGGUCUAAAGCAGAAGUGUUUAUUAUGUUUGGAGACUUCACUAUUACCAGUAAUGUAGUAAUGACGGUACAUUAUUUUGGAAAACUCAGAAAAGUGUCCUUAAUUAAAGUUUAUAUCUUCACUUCACAUUGGAAAAUUGGCGUGGAAGAAUCUGAAGAAACAUUGCAAUUUAUAAAGACUUUGCAUGGGGUCCUGCAUUUUAGGGACCAUUCUGGGGAUGUCUCUGAAUUCAGCAAGUUCCUCCUGUCUUUAGACCCCUUGAACCCCCAAGGAGACGUCUUUCUCCCUCAAUGGUGGGAAAGAGUCUUUGGCUGCAAGAUCCAUAAAUCAGGAAAGAUCCCUCCAAAGGGGGAAAAACAAUGUACAGGAAAGGAGAAUCUGCAGAAUAUGCCCAAUUACACUUUGGAAACAAGAAUGACAGGUGAAAGUUACAAUAUCUACAAUGCCAUUUAUGCUCUGGCACACGCUUUACAUGCAAUGCAUGGAUCCAGAGUCCGACCAAUGAGGCUUGGAAAGAGGAUCUCAGACAUCCAGUCAUGGCAGAUUCUUGCCUAUUUGAGGACCAUCCAGUUCAACAACAGUGCUGGAGAUGAAGUCUCCUUCUCAAAAGAUGGACUGGGAUCUGCUCGUUAUGAUCUUUUCAACUGGGUUCUCUUCCCUAAUAGAUCCUUUGUCCCCAUAAGAGUUGGGCAUGUAAAUCCUGAGGCUCCCCCAGGUCAGAAUUUCACCAUUAAAUCUGAUGGAAUCAUUUGGGCCACCAAGAAGGUCCACUUCCUUGCCUAUCAAGACACCCUGGGAUACAUCUUAGUUUUUCUUGCUCUUUUUCUCUCAGUGAUCACAUCUGCAGUUCUGGUGAUUUUCUAUAAACACCAUGACACACCAAUUGUCAAGGCCAACAACCGAGACCUCACUUACAUCCUCCUGGUCUCCCUAUUGCUUUGCUUCCUCUGUUCCUUCCUCUUCAUUGGUCAACCAGGGAAGGUCACCUGUCUCUUCCAACAAUCUGCCUUUGCAAUUCUCUUUUCCCUUGCAGUUUCCUCUGUGUUGGCAAAAACUGUCAUGGUGGUUCUGGCUUUCAUGGCCACCAAGCCAGGGAACAGGACAAGGAAACUCUUAGGAAAACCACUGACCAACUCCAUUGUCUUAGCUUGUCCCCUGAUUCAAGCAGUUCUUUGUGCCACCUGGCUGGGAACCUCUCCCCCAUUUCCUAACUUGGACUUCAACUCCCUAUUUGGAGAAAUCAUCUUGGAAUGCAAGGAAGGCUCAGCUUUAAUGUUCUACAUUGUCCUCGCCUACCUAGGUUUUUUGGCUUUCAUCAGUUUCACAGUGGCAUUUUUAGCUAGAAAAUUGCCUGACAGUUUUAAUGAAGCCAAAUUCAUUACUUUUAGCAUGCUGGUCUUUUGCAGUGUUUGGAUCACUUUCCUCCCCACCUACCUGAGCACCAAAGGGAAGUCCAUGGUGGCUGUGGAGAUCUUCUCCAUUUUGGCAUCUGGGGCUGCUCUCUUGGCUUGUAUCUUUUUCCCAAAAUGCUACAUUAUUCUACUGAGGCCGGAUCUAAAUUGUAGAGAAAAUAUAGUAAGGAACAAGAAUUUUUAA